Molecule: messenger RNA, 342 nt
Organism: Spirodela intermedia
Lineage: Eukaryota; Viridiplantae; Streptophyta; Magnoliopsida; Alismatales; Araceae
Source: the annotation of a GenBank genome assembly
AUGGCGAAGAAACCCGGGAAGGGGAACGCUGACCAGGGGAAGCGGGGGAGGCAGGGAUCGGUCAACGCCUCCUGCGAAUCGGCAAGGACGUGGACGAAUCCCGUGGCGAGGAUGACGCCGGCGGCGAACGCCUUCGAGACGACGAAGAGGCCCGAUUCCGCGCGGAGGAAUCGCCAACUCGUUCCCACCAGAGGAAGCGUCACUCCGGCGACGCUGGAGACGAGGAUCACCGCGAUGGCGAUCAUCUUCAACCUCAGUGCCGCCUCGUCGUCUCUGCAUUCCGCCGCCUCGCCACCGCCGGAGGAGCACUCCGCGUUCCCCAGGGAUUUGGCUACCUGGUAG